AUGGGUUCCAAAGACUACUCCGACGAUGAAAUACAACCCCUCAUUGUUAACACUCGAGAUGGGAUUCAAAAUAACAAACUUUCACCAAUUAGCCAUACCAAUUUACCUAACCACCUACGUCACGCCCAGUAUUCAACUCCAGCAUUAGCUUCAACCGCAUCACCAAAUAGAUUUAGAGAGAGACUGAGUUCACCCAAGUUUGCAUCACGUUCGAGGUCAGGAAAUGCACUUAACACCCUAAUGCAAUCAGAGUACACUGAAUUUGAAGAGUUUGCUUCGCCGAGGAGGCGUCUGUCGUUUUCUGCUAACGAAUACAUGAAAAUGAUGCCAGAAAGACCGCUUUUCCAUAGAUUGUUAUCCAGUCACCACUCAGUCACUAAUCCAAAUUCUGCUACUGAUGUCCACAACCCAACUAAUUUGAAUAGUUCACAAGCAUCGCAGCCUCUAUUUUACCAACUACAUGAUGAGAGUACUUCGUCAUUGCACGAAAGUCUUUUUAAUGAAUCAAGAGGAAGAAAUAUUGUUGGAAUUGUUAGUAGUUUAAGACCUCUGAGGUUAAUUGGGAAUGCGAAGCCAUUAUGCAAUUGGUAUGCACAUUACAAAGAUGAUGUACAAAAGAUCAAGAACAAAAAACUUAGAACGUACUAUGAAGAACAGAAUUAUUUAAUUGGUAAGUUUCAGGAAAUUGAUAAUUUUCUCGAUGCUGGUAAAAUCCACUACAAUAUGUUGAGCAAUUAUGGAAGUGGUGAAUCAAGUCGCGGAGUUUUGUUGGACAACAUUGAAGAAACAGAAGAGCCAGCAAGUCCUAGAAGUGCAAAUAAUGGGAACACAAGUGACAAAGAAACAUCAGUGAAUGGGAAAAAGAGUUAUGAUUCAUUGCAAAAUACUGAUAUGGAACAAGGUGAAGGGUCAUUGUCAAAAUUUUCUAGAUUUUAUGAUGUUCCUGGCAACGUUGCCAAUGACGGGUCUAAAUUCUUGGGUUAUAAUGAAGAGGAGAAUAACUCUCAAGUGUUGACUGCUAUUUUGGUUAAUUUUCUAAUCAAUAUUUUGUUGCUAGUUGGUAAAAUUGCUGUUACUUUGCUUACAAAUUCACUUUCGGUGGUGGCAUCUUUAGUUGAUUCGAUUUUGGAUUUUUUGUCUACGUUUAUCAUUUACAUUGUGAAUCGGUUGGCAGCACAAAACAACUGGAAAGUUCAACAUUCAUAUCCUGUUGGUAGAUCAAGGUUGGAACCUUUAGGAGUUCUCAUUUUCUCAAUCAUUAUUAUAAUUUCCUUCUUCCAAGUUGGCCAAGAAUCGUUUAAAAGGUUGUUUUUCAGCACUCCUGAACAGAGGCUUCCUGCGACAAUUGGAUUUGAUGCGGUUUUAAUUAUGGUUAUUACCAUUGUAGCUAAAUUGGGUUGUUGGAUUUGGUGUUCAAAAAGUCAAUCUUCAUCAGUACAAGCUCUUGCACAAGAUGCAAUGACUGAUAUUGUGUUCAACACAGUCUCAUUGUUGAUGCCUUGGCUUGGUCAUAUUUUCAACAUUUGGUGGUUUGACCCAUUGGGUGCAUUACUUUUAUCAGUGUAUAUCAUCUUCAACUGGGGUAAAACUGCAUUUGAACAUAUAAACAAUCUCACUGGCGCAGUUGCUGAUCCUUUGGAGUACAAAGUGGUUUUAUAUCUUUGUUGCCGAUUUGCUGAGCCAAUAAAGCGAAUCACAGCGUUAAAAAUUUAUCAUGUUGGAGAUAAUUUAAAUGUUGAAGUUGACCUUGUUUUCGCAAAUGAUAAGUUUGAUUUGAGUUUUAAAGAUUGUCAUGAUAUCGCUGAGGCGUUACAGUAUAGUAUUGAAAGUUUGCCUAAUGUUGAAAGAGCAUUUGUGCAUAUUGAUUACAUGGAGGGUAAUUACAAAGGGCAUCUUAAGUAG
Lodderomyces orthopsilosis Co 90-125 is the source of this 1902-nucleotide messenger RNA. RefSeq lists its product as uncharacterized. Bases 1 to 1902 code for a protein of 633 amino acids. Gene Ontology annotation, biological process: transmembrane transport; monoatomic cation transport. The transcript has a single exon. The record is from RefSeq and is a predicted model, not a curated record. Gene Ontology annotation, cellular component: membrane. Gene Ontology annotation, molecular function: monoatomic cation transmembrane transporter activity. Lineage: Eukaryota; Fungi; Ascomycota; Pichiomycetes; Serinales; Debaryomycetaceae.